Candidozyma haemuli is the source of this 1833-nucleotide messenger RNA. It is a transcript of the gene NOG2, whose product is annotated as putative GTPase. Gene Ontology annotation, cellular component: nucleolus. The record is from RefSeq and is a predicted model, not a curated record. Bases 1 to 1833 code for a protein of 610 amino acids. The transcript is spliced from 2 exons. NCBI's taxonomy places the organism in Eukaryota, Fungi, Ascomycota, Pichiomycetes, Serinales, Metschnikowiaceae. Gene Ontology annotation, molecular function: GTP binding.
AUGGGUACCCAGAAAAAGGAAAAACAAAGAAGAGUCCGUGAGGGUGACACCCGUGAUGGCAACCUUCGUGUUAAGGGCGAAAACUUUUACAAGGAUGCCAAAAAAGUCAGACACUUGCUGAUGUACAAGACAGGCAGAGCGGUGAGAAACGCCAAGGGUGAAAUCAUCAAGGCUGCUGCUCUCCAGUCGACUGACCUUCCAAAUGCUCGUGUGGAUCCAAAUAAGAAGUGGUUUGGUAACACCCGUGUGAUUGCUCAGGACGCUUUGACUCAUUUCAGAGAGGCUAUGGGUGAUAAGAAGCACGAUACGUACUCUGUGCUUUUGAAGAGAAACAAGUUGCCCAUGUCUCUUUUGGAUGAAAAGGACCAGACUGACUCUCCUACGGCUAGAAUACUCGAGACUGAGUCGUACGAGCACGCUUUUGGUCCUAAGCAGCAGAGAAAGAAGCCUAGAAGCCAGGCUGCUUCUUCUUUGGAAGAAUUGGCUGAGCUUACGGAAAACGACUCGAAAGCUUACCAGGAGAAGCAGGAACUCGACGCCACCUUGGGUCUUAUGGGUGGCUCGUUCUUGGAUUCGGAAGAUUACACACAAACUGCCAAGGAGGCUAUUUUCCAUAAAGGUCAGUCCAAGAGAAUUUGGAAUGAGCUUUAUAAGGUUAUUGAUUCUUCCGAUGUGGUGAUCCAUGUUUUGGAUGCGAGAAACCCCUUGGGAACUCGCUGUGAGAGCGUGGAGAAGUACAUCAGAGAAGAGUGUGCCCACAAACACUUGAUUUACGUUUUGAACAAGUGUGAUCUCGUGCCCACUUGGGUAGCGGUAUGUAUUUUUGUUUCCCAUUUGUUGGUGUCGGUUGCAAACGCAAUUCUCUCUUCUAUCCCAAAGCCUUUUGUCAGGGUGAACGUCUCGAUUAAUUUCGGCCUUACUACACAUUUGCCUGUUACGUCUUUGGAAGAUCAAUGCUACCCGCCCGCAGGCCCUUGUUUCAAGGCUGCUUGGGUUAAGCAUUUGUCCAAAUCUUAUCCAACAUUGGCAUUCCACGCAUCGAUUAAGAACUCUUUCGGUAAAGGUUCUUUGAUCCAGUUGUUGCGUCAAUUCUCUACUUUGCAUUCGGACCGUAAGCAGGUUUCUGUCGGUUUCAUCGGUUACCCUAACACCGGUAAGUCUUCUAUCAUCAACACCUUGCGCCAGAAGAAAGUGUGCCAGGUUGCACCUAUUCCCGGCGAGACCAAGGUUUGGCAGUACAUUACCUUGAUGAAGAGAAUCUUCUUGAUCGAUUGUCCGGGUAUUGUGCCACCAAGCAAUAGAGACACAGAGUCGGAUAUCUUGUUUAGAGGUGUGGUGAGAGUGGAGCACGUUUCUAACCCAGAACAGUACAUUCCUGAUAUGCUUGAAAAGUGUGAAAGAAAGCACUUGGAGAGAACUUAUGAGAUCAAGGGCUGGGCCAAUUACGAAGAAGACCCAUCUCUUCUAGAGAGGGCUAGUAACGAGUUCAUUGAGCUUAUCGCCAGAAAACAAGGUAGAUUGUUGAAGGGUGGUGAACCAGAUGAGAGUGCCGUUGCUAAGCAGGUGUUGAAUGACUUCAACAGAGGUAAGAUUCCUUGGUUUGUUCAACCACCUAAGGAUGAAGAGGUCAGAACCGGUGAGGACAAGAAGGCUGACUUUAAGAGAAAGAGAGCAGAAAGAGAGCUCGAGAAGGAGGCCCAAGAAUCUGCCAAGAGACUCAAACUAGACGAGGAAGAGGGAGAAGAAGAAGAACAGGCUGAAGAGGACGAGGAGGCCGAGGAGGACGCUUCAGAGGAGAAAGAGGUCUCUGAAGAGGCCGAAGACAAGGAAUAG